This is a messenger RNA of Eptesicus fuscus (big brown bat), 4326 nucleotides long. It is a transcript of the gene CARMIL2, whose product is annotated as capping protein regulator and myosin 1 linker 2. Gene Ontology annotation, cellular component: plasma membrane; lamellipodium. Gene Ontology annotation, biological process: regulation of Arp2/3 complex-mediated actin nucleation; cell migration. NCBI's taxonomy places the organism in Eukaryota, Metazoa, Chordata, Mammalia, Chiroptera, Vespertilionidae. The record is from RefSeq and is a predicted model, not a curated record. The transcript has 39 exons. Gene Ontology annotation, molecular function: protein binding. The coding region runs from base 1 to 4293 and encodes 1430 amino acids.
AUGGCUCAGACCCCCGACGGCAUAUCCUGUGAGCUGCGAGGCGAGAUCACCAGGUUCCUGUGGCCCAAGGAGGCAGACCUGCUGCUGAAAACCUGGCUACCAGAGCGGGAGGGUGCUGAGCAAGGUCACGUCCUGGCACUGCUGCGAUGGAGAGCCUACCUGCUCCACACCUGCCUCCCAUUGAGGGUGGACUGCACAUUCAGCUACCUGGAGGUCCAGGCCAUGGCACUGCAGGAGACACCCCCUCAGGUUACUUUUGAGCUGGAGUCCCUGCCUGAGCUGGUCCUGGAGUUUCCCGGUGUGGCUGCCCUGGAGCAGUUGGCCCAGCAUGUGGCUGCGGCCAUCAAGAAGGUCUUCCCUCACACCACCCUUGGGAAGCUAUUCCGGAAGCCCACGCCCCCCUCCAUGCUGGUUCGUCUGGAGAGAAGCAGCCCCUCAGAGGCUACCUCACCCAGUAGCCCCUGUGGUGGCUUCUUGGAGACAUACGAGGCUCUGUGUGACUACAAUGGCUUCCCUUUCCGAGAGGAGAUUCAGUGGGAUGUGGACACCAUCUACCAUCGUCAGGGCUGCCGCCAUUUCAGCCUCGGAGACUUCAGCCACCUGGGCAGUCGGGACCUGGCAUUGAGUGUGGCUGCCCUGUCCUACAACCUGUGGUUCCGGUGUCUCUCCUGCGUGGACGUGAAGCUGAGCCUUGAGGUCUUGGAACAGAUUCUGCACAUGAUGAGUCAGUCGGCCCACCUGGAGGAGCUGGUGCUGGAGACCUGUGGCCUGCGGGGAGACUUUGUCCGGCGACUGGCCCAGGUGCUGGCAGGCCACUCGAGCUCCGGGCUUCGGGAACUCAGCCUGGCCGGGAACCUGCUGGAUGACCGAGGCGUGGCUGCGCUCAGCAGACACCUAGAGCAUCGUCCUGGAGCCCUGAGGAGACUCAGCCUAGCACAGACAGGGUUGACACCUCGAGGAAUGAAAGCUCUGGGCCGGGCCCUGGCUUCCAAUGCGGCCUUUGACUCGGCCCUGACCCACCUGGAUCUUUCGGGAAACCCCGGGGCACUGGGGGCCUCGGAGGACAACGGGGGCCUCUAUAGUUUCCUGAGCCGUCCUAAUGUUCUGACGGUCCUGAACCUCGCAGGCACCGACACCGCCCUGGACAUUGUGAGGAGGUGUGAGGCCCGUGGGUGGACUGGCGGGCACGGCUGGCGGGGAGGGGUCAGUCCUCCGGCCGGUGCAGCCUCCACCCUCCUCCCGCAGCUCUUCGCCGCGCUGUCCCGCGGCUGCUGCGCCAGCCUCACCCACCUCGACGCUUCCAGGAAUGUCUUCUCCCGCACGAAGUCCCGGGCUGCGCCCGCCUCGCUGCAACUCUUCCUCAGUCGCGCGGGGACGCUCCGGCACCUGGCCCUCGCAGGCUGCAAGCUGCCCCCCGACGCGCUCAGGGCCCUUUUGGAAGGUCUCGCGCUCAACACGCACGUGGGCGACCUGCACCUGGACCUCAGCGCUUGCGAGCUGCGCUCCGCGGGCGCUCAGGUGAUACAGGACUUAGUGUGCGAUGCUGGCGCAGUGAGCUCCCUGGAUCUGUCGGAUAAUGGCUUCGGCUCGGACAUGGUGACUCUGGUGCUGGCCAUCGGGAGGAGUCGGUCCCUGCGACAUGUGGCCCUUGGAAGGAACUUCAACGUCCGGUGCAAGGAGACCCUGGACGACGUCCUGCACCGGAUUGUCCAGCUCAUGCAGGAUGAUGACUGUCCUCUGCAGUCUCUGUCUGUGGCAGAGUCGAGGCUGAAGCUGGGCGCCAGCGUUCUGCUUCGGGCCCUGGCCACCAAUCCUAACCUGACAGCCCUGGAUAUCAGCGGCAACGCCAUGGGAGACACGGGUGCCAAGAUGCUGGCCAAGGCGCUUCGAGUUAACACCCGACUCCGGUCUGUGGUCUGGGACCGGAAUCACACAUCUGCUCUGGGCCUGCUGGACGUGGCUCAGGCUCUGGAGCAGAACCGAAGCCUGAAGGCCAUGCCUCUGCCACUGACCGACGUGGCCCAGGCGCAGCGAAGCCGCCCGGAAAUGACAGCACGUGCAGUGCAUCAGAUCCAAGCCUGUCUCUUGAGGAACAACCACACAGACCAGGCCUCUCCUGCCAGCACCUCAUGCCAGCAGCCACUAGGUCGGGUCUCUAAUCCCUCUGAGCAGGAAGUGAACGAGCUUUGUCAGUCGGUGCAGGAGCUUGUGGAGCUGCUGGGCUGUGGUGCUGGGCCUCAGGGUGAAGCCGCUGUGCACCAGGCCGAGGAUGCCAUCCAAAAUGCCAACUUCUCUCUCAGUAUUCUCCCCAUUCUAUAUGAGGCAGGAAGCUCCCCAAGCCAUCAGUGGCAGCUGCGGCAAAAGCUGGAGAGCCUCCUGGGGCAGGUGGGCGAGGUUUGCCGCCACGACAUUCAGGACUUCACUCAGGCCACACUGGACACAACAAGGAGCCUCUGCCCACAGAUGCUGCAGGGACCCAGGUGGAGGGAGCAGCUAGAGGGGGUCCUGGUGGGGUCAAGGGGCCUCCCAGAGCUGCUCCCAGAGCACCUGCUGCAAGAUGCCUUCACUAGACUCAGGGACAUGCGGCUGUCAGUCACGGGGUCCUUGGCAGAGAGCAUUGUGGCUCAAGCUCUGGCGGGUCUGAGUGCAGCGCAGGAUCGGCUGGUGGAGAGUCUGGCUCAGCAGACAACAGUGGCAAUGCCCUCUGCCACACUGGCCCUGGAAGAAGGCCAGCCCACCCCCUUUGGGCCUGGGAAAUUGGAAGGCCUUUUCUUCCCUGAGGAGAAGGAAAGGGAGGAUGAAGAGGAGCAGAAGAAUGACAGUCCUCCACAGAGAUGGCCUGAGUCCAACCCCUGUCUUCACCUGGUUCCCUCCACUCACAGUGCUGCUGAGGAACCGGAGCCCGAGCUGGCGGCUCCUGGAGAGGAUGCGGAGCCGCAGGCGGGCCCAUCUGCACGCGGCUCUCCGAGCCCUGCCGCUCCCGGGGCCCCUGCCGGCCCGCUGCCUCGCAUGGACCUGCCACCCUCCGGGCAGCCUCUGCGCCAUCCGACCAGGGCCCGGCCACGGCCCAGGCGCCAGCACCACCACCGCCCGCCACCUGGGGGCCCUCAGGUGCCCCCAGCGUUGCCGCAGGAAGGAAAUGGGCUCAGUGCCCGAGUGGAUGAGGGUGUGGAAGAAUUCUUCUCCAAAAGGCUGAUCCAGCAGGAUCGCCUCUGGGCCCCUGAGGAGGACCCAGCCACCGAGGGUGGCACCACCCCUGUCCCCCGUACACUGCGAAAGAAGCUGGGCACCCUCUUUGCCUUCAAGAAGCCUCGUUCAACACGGGGGCCACGGCCUGAUCUAGAGACCAGCCCUGGGGCAGCUGCCCGCACUCGAAAAACCACACUUGGGGACCUACUGCGGCCACCAGCCCGCCCUGGCCGUGGGGAGGAGCCUGGUGGGGCCGAAGGGGGCACUGGCAGCCCUGACCCUGCCCGUAGGAGCCGGCCUCGCUACACUCGGGAAAGCAAGGCCUACUCAAUGAUACUGCUACCUGCUGAGGAGGAGGAGGCAACACUGGGUGCCAGACCUGACAAGAGGCGGCCUCUGGAGCGAGGAGACACAGAACUGACCCCAUCCUUUGAACAGAGGGUACAAGUGAUGCUGCAGAGGAUUGGCGUGAGCAGGGGCAGCGGGAGUGCCGAAGGAAAGAGGAAACAAAGCAAAGAUGGAGAGAUCAAGAAGGCUGGCUCAGAUGGGGACAUUAUGGACAGUUCCUCGGAGGCCCCUCCCAUCUCUAUCAAGUCCCGCACCCAUUCCGUGUCUGCUGACCCCUCAUGCAGACCUGGGCCAGGGGGCCAGGGGCCUGAGUCCACCACCUGGAAGACACUGGGGCAGCAGCUGAAUGCAGAGCUUAGGAGCCGUGGUUGGGGCCCACACGACGGUCCAGGACCCCCUUCCCCUUGUCCCAGCCCUCGAAAACCCAGUCCCUCCCCAGACAGCCUGGGCCUCCCAGAGGAUCCUUGUUUGGGCCCCAGAAAUGAAGAUGGCCAGCUGAGGCCGAGGCCUCUCUCGGCAGGGCGACGAGCAGUGUCUGUGCAUGAGGACCAGCUCCAGGCCCCUGUUGAACGACCUUUAAGGCUGCAGCGGUCCCCUGUCCUCAAGCGAAGGCCAAAGCUUGAGGCACCCCCAUCACCAAGCCUAGGAUCUGGCCUUGAAGCCGAGCCUCUGCUCCCACAGGAUACAGAGCCCUCCAGCCCCGAGCGGAGCCCACCCUCCCCAGCCACAGACCAAAGAGGCGGCCCCAACCCCUGACCCUCUCCUUUCCUGCCGCAUGAGAUUAUUUUA